AUGAAAGUCAAGCUUCAUAUUGUAAGAAAUGUCCGCUACCACCGUAUCCUUUUUUCGACUCUUCUCGAUUGGGAUGGACAGAAGGCGGCAAAACCGUUGAACAGACAAGGGGCUUGGGGUUUCGAGACAAAGGAAGAGCCGUUCAAAAAUAGCCCAGUGGCGUUUCAUGUCUUUCGGUGCCGCAUUUUUGGUUUGCAAAUUGUAAUCAGAACGGAACAUAUAAUUUUAACGACGGACGCUCGUGAUGGGGUGUACGGUGAAUGGCUUUUGAAAGAAGUCGGUUGGGAAAGAGAUGGAUGGGACAUGGUGGCAGCUGACACACGUUGUCAACCGUAUCCUCGGGUUGGAUUUUUAUUUUCAAUGUUCUCGAGUUCAAACGCACUCGGAGAUCUUGAAGAGCACAAUAUGGCGGAAGGGGGAACAAUUGUUGGCUCCCGCCACCUUGUGGAUGGACGAAUGACAGCCCGCUCGAACAUGACGCGGAAGCAGGCACAGGCACGUUUCAGUAUAUAUAAGUAUACGCAACGCUUGCUGAUGAAUAAAGGUCCCUACGGUCUAUAUGGUAACCUUGUCCUUUUCAAAUUACGGAGUCCCCAAAACCUCGUACAUCCUGCCGAUCAACAAACUGGACUCGGAAAACAGCUGGAAUGGGUGUAUCUACCCAAUGGCGUGAGGCUGAUCAAGGUGGCGCGAGGUAAACUGAAUAGUGUCUCCACCUCGGAAUCCUCUCUGGAACCGCCAAGUACCACCCACCGUAAUAAGGACCUAAAGUCAUUGGAUUCUCCUUGGAAGUCGGAAAGGGCACACAGCGUGGGCCCCACGUUGAUCUACGCCUCCGUCUACAUUGCGUUCAAGUCUCUUCUAAAUGUUUCACAACCUCUCGCAGCUGAGGCGGCCAUUAACCCGUUCCUCCAGCGUAUUUUGAGGAGUCGUGUGCGCCCCGAGGCUCGGCCAAUUCGCAAUGUUUUCCCAAUGAAAUACCGUGGUUGGGGUGGAAGCAUCUCAUUCUAUUUCGGCACGAACGCGAUACUUGUAGCAAGAUUCUCGCUCUUUCAUAAAGCUUUUACGAAAGGGUUGUGGAUGCAAGGUGGACAUGUGCAGAGGCUAGGCGACCAUGGGAACGCUUCUGCCAAGAUCAUCAGUGACUCACUGCCAACCGAGCCUGCCAUAGAGCUUGAAGUUCCUCCGGAGCUGGACUCAACGAAGAUUAAUCAUCUGAUGACAAGUGCGAUGACCGUCCUGUUCACAUAUACUAAUAUCUUCAGCUAUAUUUUCCACCGAUGCGCUAGUUUCUUGGUGGUAGUCCACUCUUGA
Messenger RNA from Guyanagaster necrorhizus, 1314 nucleotides. RefSeq lists its product as uncharacterized. The transcript has 9 exons. Bases 1 to 1314 code for a protein of 437 amino acids. Lineage: Eukaryota; Fungi; Basidiomycota; Agaricomycetes; Agaricales; Physalacriaceae. The record is from RefSeq and is a predicted model, not a curated record.